AUGGCGACUUCCAUUGAGAUUCCUCUCAAGGAUACUGACGAGGUUAUUGAGCUUAGUGUAAAUCAACUGCCAGACGGAGAUGAAGUUCUCACGAUUCUACGUCAAGAAUCAGCUAAACUGCACAUCUGGGUCGAUUUGGCUCUUGCAUACUACAAACAACAGAAUAUCGAUGACUUCAUCAAAAUUCUGGAGUCUUCGCGCAAUGACGCAACCAUCGACUACAAGGAAUUCGAAAAGGACCAAAUGCGCGCCCUGGACAUGCUGGCAGCUUACUACGUCCAGGAAGCGAACCGCGAGAAGAACAAAGACAAAAAGCGUGACCUGUUCACCAAGGCCACGCUACUGUACACUACUGCUGACAAAAUAAUAAUGUACGAUCAGAACCACUUGCUGGGACGAGCUUACUUUUGUUUACUCGAAGGCGACAAGCUAGAUCAAGCGGAUGCGCAGUUCAAUUUCGUGUUGAACCAGUCGCAAAACAAUAUUCCAUCUCUCCUAGGAAAAGCUUGUAUCGCCUUCAACAAAAAAGACUACCGAGGCGCGUUAGCUUUUUACAAAAAAGCCCUCAGAACAAAUCCUAACUGUCCUGCAGCAGUUCGCUUGGGAAUGGGCCACUGUUUCAUGAAAUUAAGUAACCAGGACAAAGCACGGUUGGCAUUCGAACGUGCUCUUCAACUAGAUCCACAGUGUGUCGGUGCUCUAGUUGGAUUGUCCGUAUUAAAAUUGAACCUCCAGCAGUCUGACGACAUUAGAAGUGGUGUCCAAAUGCUUUCCAAGGCUUACACAAUCGAUUCUACGAACCCAAUGGUGUUGAAUCACCUUGCGAAUCACUUUUUCUUCAAGAAAGAUUACAAUAAAGUUCAGCAUUUGGCAUUGCACGCUUUCCAUAACACAGAAAACGAAGCGAUGCGCGCUGAAAGUUGCUACCAAUUAGCACGAGCGUUCCACGUCCAGAGAGAUUAUGAUCAAGCCUUUCAAUAUUACUACCAAGCGACUCAGUUUGCACCAUCAGCAUUUGUUCUCCCGCAUUUCGGUCUUGGUCAGAUGUACGUCUACCGUGGGGACUCGGAAAACGCAGCCCAGUGUUUUGAAAAAGUCCUAAAAAUUCAGCCAGGCAAUUACGAAACCAUGAAGAUCUUGGGAUCGCUUUACGCAAACUCACCAUCGCAAUCAAAGCGUGAUAUCGCCAGGAAUCAUCUCAGGAAAGUAACUGAGCAGUUUCCCGAUGACGUGGAAGCUUGGAUAGAGCUUGCUCAAAUUCUCGAGCAGACUGACUUGAAUGGUGCGUUAAGCGCUUACGGAACAGCCACCAAAAUAUUGAAAGAAAAAGUUGAAGCUGACAUUCCUCCAGAGAUUUUAAACAACGUCGGAGCGCUGCAUUACCGUCUCGGUAAUUUAGAAGAAGCGCGUAAAAAUCUUGAAGAAUCACUGGCUCGUUCUAGAGCUGACGCUCAGGAUGAUCCUAAUUACUACAACUCAAUCGCCGUGACAACUACUUACAAUUUGGCACGACUUAACGAAGCACUCUGUGUUUUUGAUCGCGCUGAAAAAUUGUAUAAAGAUAUUCUUAAAGAGCAUCCUAAUUACAUGGACUGUUACUUGAGAUUAGGCUGUAUGGCGAGAGAUAAGGGACAGAUUUAUGAAGCUUCCGAUUGGUUUAAGGACGCGUUGAGGAUAAAUAAUGAGCACCCAGACGCAUGGUCUCUGCUGGGUAAUUUGCAUCUUGCGAAAAUGGAGUGGGGACCUGGUCAGAAGAAAUUUGAAAGAAUUCUUAAGAAUCCAUCGACUAGUACUGACGCGUACUCGCUGAUUGCGCUGGGUAAUAUUUGGUUACAAACUUUGCACCAGAGCGGCAAAGAUAAAGAGCGCGAGAAGCGUCAUCAAGAUCGAGCUUUGAUGAUGUACAAGCAGGUGUUACGCAAUGACCCGAAGAAUAUUUGGGCUGCUAAUGGAAUUGGCGCGGUUUUGGCUCAUAAAGGCUGUAUAAAUGAAGCGCGAGAUAUAUUCGCGCAAGUUAGAGAAGCUACUGCGGAAUUUUGCGACGUUUGGUUGAAUAUAGCACAUAUUUAUGUUGAACAGAAACAAUUUGUCAGUGCAAUUCAAAUGUAUGAGAAUUGUUUGAGAAAGUUUUACAAGUAUCAUCAUGUUGAGGUGCUGCAAUAUCUUGCACGAGCGUAUUUUAAGGCUGGAAAAUUGAAGGAAGCCAAGAUGACGUUGCUAAAAGCGCGACGAGUUGCUCCACAAGAUACUAUUCUGCUGUACAAUAUUGCGUUGGUACUUCAACGACUUGCUACGCAGAUUCUCAAGGAUGAAAAGUCAACACUGACAACUGUACUUCAAGCAGUACACGAAUUGGGAUUGUCACACAAAUACUUUCAAUAUUUGGCGGCUCAUGGUGAUAGAAUGGAACAACUGGCGGAAGCUGAGGCUCGCAGGUGUCAAGAUCUUCUUUCGCAGGCUCAGUACCAUGUUGCUAGAGCACGUAGAUUGGAUGAAGAAGAAAAGAUGCUCCGUAAGAAGCAAGAGGAGGAGAGGCUAGCGUUUAAAUUGAAGCAGAAUGAAGAAAAGAAAAUAAUUGAAGAGAUGAAACGGCAAAAAGAAGAAGCGAUGUUGCAAAAGCGACAGGAGUAUGUUGAAAAAACUAAAAAUGCGGUUGUUUUUGGAGAUAUGCCGUCAGAAAAAGCUACCAAGAAAGGAAAGCGAGGAAGAUCUGAUCAAUAUGUUAGUGACAGUGGUGGCUCGGGCGGUGAAGAGAGAAGACCUGACGAUACCCCGAGAGAGAAAAAGAAGAAGAGGAAGGUCAGCAGUGAUGGAAAAGAGCACAGAAGUAGAAAGUCGGACAAUGAUAAGCCCAAAGGCCCACGAGGCAGAAAACUUGGCAGUGGAAAGAAACCAAAGAAACCGGCACCAGAGGUCAUCAGGAACUCCAAGUUUCUGUCUAAAGAGACCAUCUCGACGAGUGAGUCGGAAAGCGAGGACGAGAGAAAGAAAGACCAGCCAGGCAGCAGCAAAAGCAAAAAGAGGAUCCGAUCUGAAUCGGAAGGCUCUCGAUCUCGAUCAAGGUCCAGAAGCGGCUCGAGAAGUUCAUCGCGUUCAAAGUCCAGGUCAAAGUCUAGAUCUCGAUCCAAGAGCGGCUCAAGAUCAAGGUCCAGAUCCGGAUCUCGUUCCAGGUCUAGGUCUAGGUCCAAGAGUGGCUCACGCUCUAGGUCCAGGUCUGGAUCUCGGCACAGUGGAAGUCGAUCAAGAUCACGAUCUAGGUCUAAGUCAAGAUCACGAUCAAGAUCAAGAUCAAGAUCUAAGUCCGGGUCGCCAGCUAGGUCUAGAUCAGGCUCCAGGAAAACCGGCUCUAGAAGCAGAUCAAGAUCCAGGUCCAGAUCUGCCAGUGGGUCGAGAAAGAGCGGUUCAAGGUCCCGGUCACGGUCACGAUCCAAAAGUCGUUCAAGGUCCAAGUCUAAAAGCCGCUCUCGGAGUAGAUCUCGUAGCGCGAGUGGUUCUGCUAGGUCUGCUUCACCGGUGUCAAGAAAAUCAGUUUCAGAAAGUGAUGGUUAAUCUGUAGGCUGUCAUGCAGUGUAAUACACUAAUAUAUAAUAA
Molecule: messenger RNA, 3591 nt
Organism: Cotesia congregata
Lineage: Eukaryota; Metazoa; Arthropoda; Insecta; Hymenoptera; Braconidae
Source: the annotation of a GenBank genome assembly